UUACAGACCAGUUACAACAACCUGAAAACUGAACAGGGCCAAUUACAGACCAGUUACAACAACCUGAAAACUGAACAGAGCCAAUUACAGACCAGUUACAACAACCUGAAAACUGAACAGAGCCAAUUACAGACCAGUUACAACAACCUGAAAACUGAACAGGGCCAAUUACAGACCAGUUACAACAACCUGAAAACUGAACAGAGCCAAUUACAGACCCGUUACAACAACCUGAAAACUGAACAGAGCCAAUUACAGACCCGUUACAACAACCUGAAAACUGAACAGAGCCAAUUACAGACCAGUUACAACAACCUGGUUGAAGAGAGAGACCAGCUCCAGAAAAGAUUUGAAGACAUGACCACAACCAGAGACAAUCUUCAGAGAAAGCUUCAAGAUUAUCAACAAAACUGGGUGGCAUUCGAUGGUAGUUUGUUUCACGUUUCUUCAGGGAAGAAAUCCUGGCAACAAAGCAGACAAGACUGUCUUCAAAAAGGUGCAGACCUGAUGAUUAUUAACAGCCAAGAGGAACAGAACUUUGUGAACCAGUUCAAGAAGCUUUUGUGGAUUGGACUGACUGACUCAGAGACAGAGGGGACAUGGAAAUGGGUGGAUGGGACUCGAAUGACCACAAGCUACUGGAAUAGUGGUGAACCAAAUGGUGGCAGAACUGAAAACUGUGGAGAGAUAAGAACUUACAACUCAGAAAAAAGCUGGAAUGAUGCACCAUGUUCCAAUGAAAAAUUCUGGAUAUGUGAGAAGAGAGUUUCUCCAUAACUUAUCCACACCCAACAAAUAAUGCAGAACACAGAGCCAUGAGAUCAACUCCCGAAAUUAAGUUGAACAGAAAACAGUGGACACUUACAGCGGGAAAAAUAAGUAUUGAACACGUCACCAAUUUUCUGAGUAAACAUAUUUCUAAAGGUAUUAUUGAAAUAAAAUUAAUGUGUGAUAGCGAAA
Molecule: messenger RNA, 960 nt
Organism: Oreochromis niloticus (Nile tilapia)
Lineage: Eukaryota; Metazoa; Chordata; Actinopteri; Cichliformes; Cichlidae
Product: CD209 antigen-like protein C
Exons: 4
Source: RefSeq, a predicted model, not a curated record